Messenger RNA from Purpureocillium lilacinum, 2154 nucleotides. RefSeq lists its product as uncharacterized. Gene Ontology annotation, cellular component: nucleus. The record is from RefSeq and is a predicted model, not a curated record. NCBI's taxonomy places the organism in Eukaryota, Fungi, Ascomycota, Sordariomycetes, Hypocreales, Ophiocordycipitaceae.
AUGGCCAGGGUCGUCGACUACUAUCCAUCCAGCGAGGAUGAGCUGCCUCGACUGGACGCCCUUCUUGGCAGCACAAGCAAGCGCAGAGUAACGCCUAUGUCGCGAGAGACACCGAGACCACCCCAAGGCAAGGGGCUUGUGCCCAAGUCGGCAGCUACGCCAUCCGCACGGAAAGUCCGUCGAUUUGGAGAGCAACAGAGUGAUCUCAAUCCCCUCUUUCUUCCUUGGAGCAAGAGCAAGGAGAGCGACUCGACCCACAACACACGCGGCACCUUUCAAAUACCAUCAAGUUCAUCACGGGAGGGGACUUGCCAGACGCCUAAAGUCGUGCCAUUGGAUGGACUCUCGUAUGCGAUGCGUGAGGACUCUCCUCCGCCGACGGCACGGGCUUCCCGAACAAGGCGUCGCUUGGCUGCACGACUUCUGGAAAGCGAUAAGGAGGACAAUUCGAUCUGCGAUAACGCGGGGCUGUUGAACAAGACUGGCCGAGCCCAAGAUGGUGACAGCCACACGCAAUUCCCAACACGCGGGUCGACCCCUGUGGCGGACCUCGAUCAUAGGAAAGACGCAGCGAGCGUAGUACUUGAUCCAGUAUCAGCCAAGCCGCUAUGCCCAAACACCCAGAAGAAGGACUCCGGGGAUACAUCCAACGACGAAGAGCCCAGCAUUUACGAAACAGCGGUUGAGGACUCGCAAAGCGAGAGCGAGAGCGAAGGGUCAGGCUCAGAGUUCGAGCUCAGCGAUUCCUCCGAAGAUCUAUUCGAGCGCACUUCUACGCCUGCGGCGCCUCCCAUCGCGAGGGUAAGGAGGGGUCGACAAGCCAAAAAAGAGGACAACGAGUCCCCCGGUGUAUUAAACGCUCGGAGCCCAAACGUCAGAAAGCCGAAAUCCGCCUUUAUUGCCGCCUCUUCUGCAACGGCGAAGACGACCAGUCCCGACUUCCAGGCAGGAGUUCGACAGCCUCAAGCAGGUAUCUCCAGGAGCAGGUCAGGAUCGCAUGAGUCGGCAUUUGCUCGUGACUUGGACGUCCUACGUGCGCAGCUGAGCGGGUUCUCCGAUGACGGCCAGGAAGCGCGUCCAGAUGAUGACGAUACGCUUGUGUCGCCGCCCAGCACGCCACCCAGAAAAGUCCAGUCCAAAGGUUUGGUAUCCCCUCGCAAGCAAGGCGCCAUCCCCGAGACGCCACAUCCACCCAGCGUAGAUGCGUUCUGGAACAAAGAUUUUGUUGACGACUGGAACGAGCAACACUCGCCACGAAAAGCACCGACUGUACGUCUGGCACCUAGCCCAGCUAAGGGGAAGGCUGGGAGAGCAGCAGAGAAAAGGGCAUUCGACGCGCGAAAGGCCGAAUUAGCCGAGGAGUUCUUUCGCGAGCUCAACGAGAAAAUCGCUGACGGAAAGAUCUCGGAGCUCGCAAAGGCAACAGGGGGUGUCAAGCUUGUUUGGACGAAAACUUUGAAUACCACGGCCGGGAGGGCGAACUGGAAGCGGGAGACGAUUCGUACGAAGAAGGCGGACGGCACCGUCGUGGCAGUCAGCCAUAAACACCACGCGUCCAUUGAGUUGGCCGAAAAGGUCAUUGAUGACGACAACAAGCUGCUGAACGUGUUGGCGCAUGAGUUCUGCCACCUGGCCAACUUCAUGAUAACGGGCAUCGCCAACAAUCCACAUGGCAAAGAGUUUAAGGCCUGGGCCGCGAAAUGUUCCCGGGCUUUUGGCGAGUCCCACGGGAUCCAGGUCACCACAAAGCACGCCUACGACAUCGACUUCAAAUACACGUGGCAGUGCUCGGCGUGCGGAUCCGAGUACAAGCGCCAUUCCAGGAGCAUUGACCCUCAGCGCCACAGAUGCGGAAGCUGCAAAGGCACACUGACCCAGACGAAGCCGUGCCCGAGGGGGACGAACGCAGGGGCCGGCAAAGUCGGGAAGCCCACCGAAUACCAGAUGUUUGUCAAGGAGCAGAUGAAGAUUGUGAGGGGCGAGAAUCCGAACAGUCCUCAGAAGGAAGUAAUGCGCAUUGUUGCGGACAAGUGGGCGAAGGCGAGGAAGAGAUCGAUGCCUGUCGACGACGCGGUCGAGCCGAGCGAGGUUGACAUCGUCGCGGCACGGAUGGUGGACCUCACGAUGGACAGCAAGGGAGAAGACGAAACCUGA